ACCCGCGACCCACAUAUUGUGAGUCGAGUGCCCUAACCACUUGACCAUGCAGGGCCCGUGCCGAAAGUAGGCGUGCUGUAGAGGACGCUGUGUUGAGCAUGGACUUAAAGUUUGAGUAACGGAGUGAAUGCUUCGAGUUCAAUAGUUAGAAGUAAUACUGUUUGGAACGAUAAGUUUAACUUGAAAAUGGCUAGUGUUGAAAAUGCUAUAUAUCUUUUACGUCAAAUUGGCCGAUAUAUGAAACGUUACGAAGAACUUUUAGCGGUUGUUGGUGCAUUAUAUGCUAGUAAAAUUACAUUUAUUGUUGCGUGGAAAGUACUUCAAGGCUUCCGUGUGUAUAUCCUUUCUCGUCUCCGUCAGCAAGAUUUCAAGGGGUAUGGAAAAUGGGCAGUUAUUACAGGUGGCACUGAUGGAAUUGGAAAAGCAUAUUGUAGGGAAUUUGCUAACCAUGGACUAAACAUUGUUAUCAUCAGUCGUAGCUUGGAUAAAUUAAAAGCUACUGCUGAAGAACUAGAGAAAGAUUUUGGUAUUUCUACCAGCAUCAUCCAAGCUGACUUUACUGAAGGCACUAGGAGCCUGUAUACAAAUAUAAAGGAACAGUUGGCAGAUAAAGAGAUUGGAAUUUUAGGUAAUUUUGUUACUUGUAAUUUCCAUCCACUUUCAAAAACAUUUGCCAGCAUUAAACUGUGGCAGUGUAUCAAUGUCAAUAUGACCACUGUUACUAUGAUGACAUAUAUUGUUUUACCACAGAUGGCUCAACGGCGGAAAGGACUUAUCAUCAAUAUGUCAUCCAUUUCAUCAUUUUAUCCUCUCCCAUUAAUGGCAGCAUAUUCUGCUUCAAAGGCAUAUGUGGAUUGGUUUUCUCGAGCUUUAAACUAUGAAUACAAAUCCAAAGGAAUAACGAUCCAGACUCUCUUGCCAUCCUACAUAUCAACCAAACUUACCCGCUUCAGUCAUUUUUUACAAAAACCAGGUUACAUUGUUCCUGAUGCUCACAGUUUUGUGAACAGUGCCCUUUGCACAGUUGGAACAACCAAUCGAACAACAGGAUAUUGGACACAUGGCCUUCAAUGGUGGUGGUAUGAACAUAUGCCAGAGAGUUUGUGGAAUCUAUCUUCAUGGGUGCUAUUGAAGAUGCUUGACAGUGGUGAGUUACGACUGGAUCUGCAAAAAAAGAAACAUUCAUAGCUACAUUUUCUGUACAGGAAUACUUUUUUCUCUUGUAAAGGAAAGCUCUGUUUUUUUUUUGUACAUACAUAAUGCAUAUAAAUAUACCAGGUGGUUGUGAGAAAUGCAGUAUGGAAGUUAUUUUUACCAUUCUAUGAGUGACCAAGUGUUAAGAGAAGAAAAAACUGUGUAACCAGCAAAGGUGCAUUUGUCACGUAUAAUCUAGAUAUCAAUUUAUAAGUUGCGUACAAUCCCAUUUUAAGGUAUAGAUUGCUAUUAAAUCACCUAUUUAUUUGUUUUUCUAACCUUAGAUAAUAACAACCUUUUUUUUUUCACUCAAAAUAAAACUACCUUCAUUCACAUAAAAGUUUUUCUCCCAGUAUCUAAUUACACCCAAAAAUUGCAUCUGUGACAAAUAGUUGAUAUUUGUAAUUAGCCCAGUUCUCUAAGUGUGUUCUGUAAUGUGGUCUUAACUUCUAUUUUUUAUUAGUAUUGGCUUGAAGUGUAAGAUGGAAGAUACGGUAUUGUAGAUUUAAAAGAAUAACCAAAAAAGUUGUUGUAAAAGAUAAUUAUUAUUAUGUCAUUGUCACUAAUAAAAUCAAAACAGAGUAUUUGCAAGGUAUUUUUCUAAUAAGUAACUUGGUUCAUGCUUGAAACAAGUCAUUGCUAUAAUAUAUGCAGUUAUAUAUGUAUAUAUAAAUAUGAACAAAUACUUAAAUGUACAAAAACGUAAGACAGGGGUCUCUUUUCGUUAUACAUUAAGAUAACUAGUAAAUGUGUAGUAAACAAUAAAUAUUUACUUAAGCUCAUUGACAUUAAGAGAUUGAUAGAUUUUUGUGAUACACGAUUUUUAUUUUUUUUUAUUAGUGUUGCUUCUAUGUCCUUGAAACAUAGUUAAAUUAUUCAGUCCUGACAUUAGCCAAAUUGAAAUUGAACAACAC
Molecule: messenger RNA, 2108 nt
Organism: Limulus polyphemus (Atlantic horseshoe crab)
Lineage: Eukaryota; Metazoa; Arthropoda; Merostomata; Xiphosura; Limulidae
Product: inactive hydroxysteroid dehydrogenase-like protein 1
Exons: 7
Coding region: 187-1188 (333 amino acids)
Source: RefSeq, a predicted model, not a curated record